Molecule: messenger RNA, 2845 nt
Organism: Corapipo altera (White-ruffed manakin)
Lineage: Eukaryota; Metazoa; Chordata; Aves; Passeriformes; Pipridae
Gene: LASP1
Product: LIM and SH3 protein 1
Exons: 7
Coding region: 113-892 (259 amino acids)
Cellular component (GO): focal adhesion
Molecular function (GO): actin filament binding
Source: RefSeq, a predicted model, not a curated record
CAUCGCGGGCGGCGGCUCAGAAAGAAGAAGAAGAGGAAGAAGGAGCAGCGGAGGAGGGUGGGAGUGAGUUAUUUUUUUUUUUUUCCCUCCCCCUCCACGCGAGUUUUCAGCCAUGAAUCCCAAUUGUGCGCGCUGCGGGAAGAUCGUGUAUCCCACGGAGAAGGUGAACUGCUUGGAUAAGUUCUGGCACAAAGCAUGUUUCCACUGCGAGACCUGCAAGAUGACCCUAAACAUGAAGAACUACAAGGGCUACGAGAAGAAGCCGUAUUGCAACGCACACUACCCGAAGCAAUCCUUCACCAUGGUGGCAGACACCCCCGAGAACCUGCGCCUAAAGCAGCAGAGUGAGCUCCAGAGCCAGAUUCGCUACAAGGAGGAGUUUGAGAAGAACAAGGGCAAAGGCUUCAGCGUGGUGGCCGACACCCCGGAGCUGCAGAGGAUCAAAAAGACUCAGGAUCAGAUCAGCAACAUCAAAUACCACGAGGAGUUCGAGCGGAGCAGGAUGGGCCCCAGCCCCAGCGAGGGCUCGGAGCCGGAGCGCAGGAAUUCCCAGGAGAGCUCCGGUUACCGGAGACCCGCCGAGCAGCAGCACCAGCCGUCCCACCACGUCCAGCCCACCAACCCAGUGUACCAGCAGCAGCCGCCGUCCCAAUCCUAUGGAUACAAGGAGCCGGCGGCUCCGGCCUCGACACAGCGCAGUGCCCCGUCUGCAGGGGGGAAGCGUUUCCGCGCCGUCUACGACUACAACGCGGCGGACGAGGACGAGGUUUCCUUCCAGGACGGCGACACCAUCAUCAACGUGCAGCAGAUCGACGACGGGUGGAUGUACGGCACCGUGGAGCGCACGGGGGACACGGGCAUGCUGCCCGCCAACUACGUGGAGGCCAUCUGAGCCCUCAGGGGGGAGGAAAGGGGGUCCAGCCCAGCCCCCAGCCCGGGGCUGUCCCCCCCCGGUGUGUGUGUGUGUGAGCCCCUCUGCCCCAGCGUCCCUGCUCCGUGUGCUCCGGUGCCUCCGGACGGCCCGGCUCCCGUGUCCGUGUGUCCGCAGCCGCCUCCGGGUUCUCCCGCCCGUUCAGCUCCGUCGUGGCCCCGUGGGGACGGAGGGACUGUGUGCAAGGGGGGGCAUGAGGGGCUGCAGCUCCCCUGCUCCCUGGGGCUCCCUCCUCUCCAGCCCCCCCGGGCGCUCGGGCCUUUCCUGGCCGGGGGGAGCAGCCGGAGUUGCCGCGAUCCCAGAAAAGAGAGGGAGAGACCAUGUUAGGACCAAAUUCCCCCCGCCCUGGCAGGGCUGGGCGGAGGUGCCCGUGCGGGUGAGCUGAGGGAUGCUCAUCCCCAGGGUGCCCUGGGCUGCAGGGAUGGGCUGGAAGCCUCCACCUGCCCCACCCUGGCUCCAGCCCAUCCCAUUGCUGCUCCCGGCCCCUCUGCGCAGUUCCCGUUCAAUCUUUGCUCCCUUCGGUCCUCAGAACAGGAAAACAUUCACAGUUAGGAUCUCAAACAAAGCCUUUGUCCUCGGGGUCCCCAGCGGCUGCUCUGGGCAGCCCUGGGGGUGGCUCUGGGUGCUCCUGCCUCGGGCUCUGGCUGCCCCCUUCCACCUCCCUGAUUUCCCCUGGUUGAAGGAGCAGCUUUGGGGUUGCUCUGGCUCCAGGGCUGGAGCUGGGCUGAGCCCCCCUGCAGCUCCAGCUCCCCCCAACCGGGGUCUGGGUGUCCCCUGGAAGCCUCUUCCUCGCCGCUCCCCAAAUUCACCCAGAACCUUCCUGCUUUUCUCUUGCUGCUGCCACCGGGGUUUCGGGACCCUCCUGAGCCCCCCACCUGCUGGGAGGAUGGUGUGGGGAGCCAGCAGGAUCAGUCCCUAUCCCUGUGCCUCCUCUGAGCCGGGUGUGAAGGAUCCUCCCCCUCUGGCACCACGCUGGGACUGACCUGGGUGAGUGUCCCCCUCCAGCACCCUGCUCUGGAGUGACUGGGCACCCUGAGCCACCCUGCACCUCGUUCCCAGCCACGGUGGCAGCUUUUGGGACCACCACUGACUUGGAAUCAUGUCAUGGACCAAAAUCUCCGGGCACAUCCCUGUCCCCUUCUCCUCUGGGCUCCCAAGGUGCCGGAGCAGGUCGGGGUCGGGAUAACUGGAAGCCUGUGUGAGGAGGGAGGAGUGGGACGCUCCUCUCCUGAGUCACAGGAGCAGGACAAGGGGACAGUGGUGUCCCCUUGCCGGGCUGCACCACGACACUUCCAGGGGGACAGUGUCACCUUUGCUAUUCCCAAAGGAAAAGAGGGAAUACAGGGACCAAAGUGGCCGAGUUGAGACAUUCCCUGGCCCUGUUUGGGGCCGUGUCCCUGCCUCCUGCUUGCAGUCCCCUUCCUCAGAGCACAGGGGCUGCAGGGCGGGAGCGUGGAUGGUGCUGGGAUUGGGAUGGUUGGGAUGACUGGGAUUGGGAUGGUUGGGAUGACUGGGAUCGGGGGCUGCAGGGCUGGAGCAUGGAUGGUGCUGGGAUUGGGAUGGUUGGGAUGACCGGGAUCAGGGACUGCUGGAGCAAGGAGGGGGUCCCUGCCAGGGUGGAGACCCCCUGAGAGGGCCUGAGCCAGGGAAAGGGACGCCUGGCUCCUUCCCCAGCCGGCUGCAAUGGGAUGGGGGAGAGUGCCUGGGAUUUUUGGGCCCCCGGGAGGGGCUGUCCGGGAUUUUGGUGCUAAAACAAGUGAGCACAAGAGCAGGGGGUGGCCGGGGAGGGGGGACCCACAUCCCCCUGCCAAUCCUCUUCUUAAUCACGUUCUUGUCUGGGAAUGAGGGGGGGAGUAUCAAUGUGAAUAAACCGUUUUUUAAUGGACCAAAUAACACAGGCAAUUCCGUUUUGGG